Messenger RNA from Rhodamnia argentea, 636 nucleotides. RefSeq lists its product as uncharacterized. Gene Ontology annotation, molecular function: zinc ion binding; nucleic acid binding. The record is from RefSeq and is a predicted model, not a curated record. The transcript has a single exon. NCBI's taxonomy places the organism in Eukaryota, Viridiplantae, Streptophyta, Magnoliopsida, Myrtales, Myrtaceae. The coding region runs from base 1 to 636 and encodes 211 amino acids.
AUGUAUCGCCUUCAAGACACGACUAGUGAUUGGUGGAGGGCCACCAAGAGAAGAGUUUUCCCGGAGGGUACCGCUUUGAAUUGGACUGUCUUCACCGAGAUCUUCAAUGGAAAGUAUUUUUCCGAGACCGCUCAAGAGCAGAAAAUGUUAGAAUUUCAACAGCUUCGCCGUAACCAUAUGACGAUAGAUCAGUAUGAGGCUGAAUUCUCGAGACUCACAAAGUAUGCUCCGAGGAUGGUAGAGAAUCCUUUGGAUAGAGCGAGGAGGUUUCGAGACAGAUUGAGGCCGGAGCUUCGCAGUCGCUUGAUCCCGCUAAACCCGAAAGACUAUGACGAGUUGUAUGAGAGGAGUCGGAUGGUGGAGCGAGACAUGAAAGAGAGGGCUACCGCAUCCGGAUCGCGGUUCAUGCCAACCGGGGACAACCGCCAAUUUGGCAAGAGGCCAAUGAUGGGAAACCGGCGCUUCGUCCCUCCAAUCGGGAGAAAUAAUGGGAAACAGGUGUAUCGGUCCAACCAGAAUCGCCGAUUUUGUGGCGGGAGGCACGGGAAUGGAUCUUGCCCGAGUAGAACGGGAGUGUGCUUCAAAUGUGGAAAAUUUGAUCAUCAUAUAAGGAAUUGCCCGGAGCUAGCCCCGUAA